UAUUGUGGAGUCUCGAGGCGAGCGAAGAGCGCCUUCCAGUUUACUUUUUAUGCAUGAACCACACGUGGCCUUGUCCCAUCACCCAUCUCAAUUCCGCUCUUUUAUUCUCUUUCUUCUUCUCUCGUUCUUUUUUGUUGUCUGGCUAUCUCAAGCAAGGUACCAACAAACCCAUAAUUGUAAGAUGAUAAGUUUACUAGUGGUACUAUACUAGACUGUGUUGGAUAUUUAGAGCCCCAGCAAAUUCACACUCGAAAACACUAGAAAACGGUUGCCUCCAGCACACUUCUUCAGCCGCCGAAGCCGUCCAAUCACUCUCUUCUCCUCCGCCGAUUCCCGUGCGAUAUGACAUGAAUGCGACGCCGGGGGUGAUGAUGAUGCAAGCAAAGCACUCAUAUUUCGCUUCCUCUUCAGCAGUAGCACCGUUCUCAAGUCUCAACACAGAUUAGAAGAAGUUUCUGCUGAUAAUAGGACCAGAUAUGGAAGUGCCGGCAACAUCAAGCGGUAAUGAAACCAUAAAAUCAGGAAUUCCAGCGGAAGUACCUGCGGUUGCGCAGCCGCUGGCCGGAGAGGCUACGGAGAUUGCGUCCAAUAUCAUCUAUCAUGCUCAAUACAGUCCUCAUUUCUCCCCUUUCAAGUUCGAGCCAGAGCAAGCUUUCUAUGCCACUGCUGAUAGUGUUCGUGAUCGGUUGAUCAAGCAAUGGAAUGAUACGUACCUCCAUUAUCACAAAGUCAACCCAAAGCAAACAUACUAUUUGUCCAUGGAGUAUCUGCAAGGGCGAGCUUUGACUAACGCAAUUGGAAACCUUGAUAUCCAAGAUGCUUAUUCUGAUGCUUUGAAGAAAUUGGGUCAUGAACUAGAGGAAAUCGUUGAGCAGGAGAAAGAUGCAGCACUUGGAAAUGGUGGCUUAGGAAGACUUGCUUCGUGCUUUCUAGACUCAAUGGCGACAUUGAACUUGCCAGCUUGGGGUUAUGGUUUGAGGUACAGAUAUGGGCUUUUUAAGCAGCGGAUCAGCAAAGGAGGUCAGGAGGAAAUUGCCGAAGAUUGGUUGGAGAAAUUUAGUCCAUGGGAGAUUGUCAGGCAUGAUGUUGUAUUCCCCAUCAGAUUUUUUGGUCACGUUGAGGUCCUUCCUACUGGCUCCCGCAAAUGGGUUGGUGGAGAGGUCAUUCAAGCUGUUGCCUAUGAUGUACCAAUUCCAGGGUACAAGACCAAGAAUACUAACAGUCUUCGCCUUUGGGAAGCCAAAGCCUGUGCUGAGGACUUCAACUUGUUUCAGUUCAAUGAUGGGCAGUAUGAAUCUGCUGCACAGCUCCAUGCUAGGGCUCAACAGAUAUGUGCUGUUCUUUAUCCUGGGGAUGCUACAGAAAGUGGAAAAUUGUUAAGACUUAAGCAACAGUUUUUCCUUUGCAGUGCUUCACUUCAGGACAUCAUGUUCAGAUUUAGGGAGAGACAAGUGGGAAAGGGUGUACUCCAGUGGUCCGAAUUUCCCACAAAGGUUGCUGUGCAACUUAAUGACACACAUCCUACUCUUGCAAUUCCAGAGCUAAUGCGAUUACUAAUGGAUGAGGAAGGACUUGGAUGGGAUGAUGCUUGGGAUAUUACUACAAGGACAAUAGCCUAUACAAAUCAUACAGUCCUACCUGAGGCUCUGGAGAAAUGGUCACAGGCAGUCAUGUGGAAGCUCCUUCCCCGCCUUAUGGAAAUUAUUGAGGAAAUUGAUAAGAGGUUUAUUGCAACGGUGCAGUCAACAAGACCUGACCUUGAGACUAAACUUUCCAGCAUCCGAAUCUUGGACCACAACCCCCAAAAGCCAGUUGUACGAAUGGCUAACUUGUGUGUGGUGUCCUCCCAUAUGGUGAAUGGUGUUGCACAACUACACAGUGACAUCUUAAAAUCAGACUUAUUUGCUGAUUAUGUCUCUAUAUGGCCUACCAAAUUCCAAAACAAGACUAAUGGGAUUACUCCUCGCCGGUGGCUUCGGUUUUGUAGUCCUGAGCUUAGUCAAAUAAUAACCAAAUGGUUAAAAACUGAUAAAUGGGUGACUAACCUCGAUCUCCUCACCAAACUUCGGCAGUUUGUUGACAAUGAAGAACUGUAUGCUGAGUGGGAAUCAGCUAAGAUGGCCAACAAGCAACGUUUAGCGCAAUACAUAAUGCAAGUGACAAGUGUCAGCAUUGAUCCUAAUACCCUUUUUGACAUACAAGUUAAACGCAUUCAUGAAUACAAAAGACAGCUGCUAAACAUUUUGGGGACAGUCUAUAGGUACAAGAAAAUAAAGGAGAUGAGCCCUGAAGAACGGCAAAAGGUUACACCACGCACUGUCAUGAUUGGGGGAAAAGCAUUUGCAACAUACGCAAAUGCCAAAAGAAUUGUUAAGCUAGUAAAUGAUGUUGGUGCUGUUGUGAACAGCGAUCCUGAAGUCAAUAGUUAUUUGAAGGUGGUUUUUGUCCCCAAUUAUAACGUCUCUGUGGCAGAGAUGCUUAUCCCAGGAAGUGAAUUAUCUCAACACAUCAGUACAGCUGGCAUGGAAGCAAGUGGGACAAGCAACAUGAAAUUUGCACUGAAUGGAUGCCUCAUUAUAGGAACACUAGAUGGUGCUAAUGUGGAAAUCAGAGAGGAAAUUGGUGAAGAGAAUUUUUUCCUUUUUGGUGCAAGAGCAGAAGAAGUCCCUCGGUUGCGCAAAGAAAGAGAGAAUGGACUGUUCAAACCAGAUCCUCGCUUUGAAGAAGCAAAACAAUUUAUUAGGUCUGGAGCAUUUGGAAGCUAUGAUUACAACCCACUCCUCGAGUCAUUGGAGGGAAACUCAGGUUAUGGUCGUGGUGAUUAUUUCCUGGUUGGUUAUGAUUUUCCAAGCUACAUAGAUGCUCAGGCAAGAGUCGAUGAAGCUUAUAAGUAUGUAUACUUAAUCCUUUUGCAGUAUAUCUUACAUAAUUUCAUUUUAGAGCAGAUAUCUGCUUUAGUUUAUGCAUCAAGAAGGUUAACAACUUUUCUCAGCAUAGUAUGAUUCUGAGAUCUCUCAAUCAACAUAAAAAUUUAAUUGUAAUAGAGAAACAUAGAAGAAA
This is a messenger RNA of Coffea arabica (coffee), 3060 nucleotides long. Lineage: Eukaryota; Viridiplantae; Streptophyta; Magnoliopsida; Gentianales; Rubiaceae. The record is from RefSeq and is a predicted model, not a curated record.